Aedes albopictus (Asian tiger mosquito) is the source of this 1842-nucleotide messenger RNA. RefSeq lists its product as uncharacterized. Gene Ontology annotation, biological process: DNA integration. The transcript has a single exon. The coding region runs from base 1 to 1842 and encodes 613 amino acids. Gene Ontology annotation, molecular function: nucleic acid binding. The record is from RefSeq and is a predicted model, not a curated record. Lineage: Eukaryota; Metazoa; Arthropoda; Insecta; Diptera; Culicidae.
AUGUGGAGCGAUUCGAAGACGGUGCUAGCCUGGAUCAACUCUGACCAUCGAAAUUAUCGGCAGUUUGUUGCAUGUCGCAUCGGUGAAAUUUUGUCCAAAUCGGACGUGGAACAAUGGCGGUGGGUACCAACAAAGGAGAAUCCAGCAGAUCUGGCGACAAAGUGGGGAAGAGGUCCCUGCUUAUCUCCUAAUAGUCAGUGGUUCAGAGGACCGAACUUUCUGCGUACACCCGAAAGCGAAUGGCCCGCAGGACUAAAACCAACGGAACAGAAAACGACCGAAGAGCUGCGAGCAUGUAUGGUGCAUACGGACGCAACAGUGAGUCUGGUGGUGGAUUGGGCGCGUUUCUCCAACUGGACCCGUUUAGUGCGAGCUGUAGCUUAUGUGCUUCGAUUUUGUCGGAAUGUGCUGCGAAGAGUGAAGAAGGAUCAGCUAGGAAUGGGGCUGCUGACGCAGCAAGAACUAGCGCAAGCAGAGAUCAACAUUUUCCGGAUGGUGCAAAGGGAGCAGUAUCCAGAUGAGGUUGCAGUGCUUUCCAAGGAGCUGCAGGAGAAUAGUAUGAAAGGUGGUAGGCUGGAACGAACGAGUAAGAUUCGGACGCUAUCGCCAUACAUGGAUGACGCUGGCGUGAUUCGGUCGGAGUCCCGGAUUUCCGCCGCUACCUUCGUUGCGUACGAUACGAGAUUCCCGAUCAUCCUACCGAAGGAGCACGAAGUCACCCGAUUGCUGCUACAAUGGUAUCAUCGGAGGUUUCUGCACGCCAAUGGGGAAACAAUAGUCCACGAAGUGAGGCAGCGAUUCCAUAUCUCUGCCCUUCGUGCAGCAGUUCGCAACAUAGCAAAGCUGUGUCAGAUGUGCAAGGUGAAGAAGGCGACCCCGGCAGUUCCACGAAUGGCUCCAUUCCCCGAGGCGAGACUAAAACCGUAUGAACGAUCUUUUUCGUACGUAGGGCUCGACUAUUUCGGCCCGAUAUCCUUUCGGGUAAAUCGUAGCACAGUGAAAAGAUGGAUAGCGCUAUUCACAUGCCUCACUACUCGUGCCGUGCAUCUGGAGGUGGCGCACUCACUCUCGACAGAAUCGUGCAAGCAAGCGAUACGCCGCUUCAUCGGGCGCAGGGGCGCUCCGGUAGAAAUACGCAGCGACAGAGGGACGAACUUUGUGGGGGCGAAUAACGAUUUGCGCAAGGAGAUGAUCGAGAUGGACCGACAGCUUGCAGAGACGUUCACCAACACGAAUACCAGAUGGGUGUUCAACCCACCAGCAGCGCCGCAUAUGGGUGGCGCGUGGGAGCGUUUGGUCAGAUAUGUCAAGACAGCGAUGGCGGCGAUACAAACGACCGAGAUCCCGAAAGAAGAAGCUCUGGCAACAUUUAUUGUAGAAGCAGAGAGCGUAGUCAACUCCAGGCCCUUGACGUUCAUUCCAUUAGAAACGGAGCAGCAAGAGGCACUGACGCCAAAUCAUUUUCUUUUGCUGAGCUCAACAGGUGUGAAACAACCUCCCAAGAUCCUGGUAGAGCCGAAGAUGGUAUGCAGAGGAAGCUGGGAGCUGUGUCGCUCCAUGGUAGAUCAGUUUUGGAGAAGAUGGAUCAGAGAGUAUCUGCCAACCAUUGCUCGACGAACGAAGUGGUUUGGAGAAGUGAGGCCGAUUGCCGUGGGAGAUUUGGUUGUCAUCGUAGAGGAGAAGGUUCGCAAUGGAUGGAUACGUGGAAGAGUUGUGAAAGUCAACGAAGGAACGGAUGGUAGAGUUCGUGAGGCCGAGAUACAGACGGCGACUGGGAUGAUGAAACGUCCGGUUGCCAAGAUAGCGCGACUGGACAUAGAAGAAAGCAAAGCUGGUCAGUAG